GUGGUUUCGGUGUUUCCUGACUUUUCCGAACUAUCCCCUGACUACUUGGGCAGAAACGGCCACUCUGCUUUAGGUACGUCCAGGAUGGAAAGAUGUCCGCCUCGGGAUCCCUGACGAGGUGGCCACGGACCUAUUACCCCAGCAAAGAAAACCCGGAAGUCCUGUCGUCUGUUCUCGGUACAAACGCUUCGGGUCCUCUUCGGCCGCCGUAGGCCGGCUGGGAGGCUGGGAGAGGGUCCAGAAGUGGAAGAAUUCGCCGAAGUGUAGGCUCUGAGAUCCCGGAGGCUUCACGAAAAAGAAAUCAGGAAAUCUUUUGGAAGAUCAGGAUUAAUAAAAUCUAGAAAGGUAAGGUGUCUAUUAAAGAUAAGGAUAUUGUCCUUCCUGCAAGUUCACUAUCUGCAUACACACGCAGCCAACAGGUCCCGGCACCAGGAGGAAGGUACAUCAAGUGAAGGAAAAGAGGAGGUUUCAGGACUUCAGUAUCAUCAUUCGUAGGGACACCAUUACUAUAGACUAAGAUUUCUAAUAAGAAAUUAGUACAAUUCAAGAAGAGACUACGGACACAGCUUCCUAGUUACUGGCCAUUUGCCAGUAAUAGAAUAAAAUGAUCAAGGCCCAGGAAUCAUUGACCCUGGAAGAUGUUGCUCUGGAGUUCACCUGGGAGGAGUGGCAGCUCCUAGGUCCCACUCAGAAGGACCUGUACUGGGACGUAAUGUUGGAGAACUACAGUAACCUGGUGUCAGUGGGAUAUCAAGCCAGCAAGCCAGAUGCAUUCUCCAAGUUGGAACAAGGAGAACUAUGGACAGUAACAGAUGAAAUCCACAGUCAAAUCUAUCCAGAAAUCAAGAAAGUUGACAGUCAUCUACAGGUACACUCACAAAACCAAAGAUAUCUGAAUAGAGUGGAGCACAAUAGUGCAUUUGGAAACAUCCUUCAACAGAGAAAACAUAAUAUUCCUUUAAGGCAAAAUCAUGACACAUUUGACUUACAUGAGAAAAUUUUAAAAUCAAAUUUAAGUUUAAUCAACCUGAACAUAAACUGUGAAAUCAAGAAUUCUAUUGAGCUUAAUAGAGAUGAGCAAUCCUUCCUCCAUGACAAGUGUGAGCAAUUUCAUAAUGAAAUGAAAUUGCCUCAGUGUGGAAAUUUUAUGAAUAUAAAUUCACAACUCAUUAAGCAUCAGAGAACUGAAAAGAUAGAUAAGCCUCAUAUAUGCAAUGACUGUGGGAAGGCCUUCCUCAAAAAGUCUCGCCUCAUUGAUCAUCAGAGAGUUCAUACAGGAGAGAAGCCUCAUGGAUGCAGUAAAUGUGGGAAAGCUUUCUCCAGAAAAUCCAGACUCACUGAACACCAGAAAACUCAUAUACGAGAGAAACAGUAUGAAUGCACUGAAUGCAACAAAGCAUUCCGUUGGAAAUCACAGCUCAUUGCACAUCAGAAAAUUCACACUGGAGAGAAACCCUAUGUAUGCAAUGAUUGUGGAAAAGGCUUCAUUAAAAAGUCUCGGCUCAUUAAUCAUCAGAGAGUUCAUACAGGAGAGAAACCUCAUGAAUGCAGUCUGUGUGAGAAAGCAUUCUCUAGAAAGUCCAGGCUUAUUGAACAUCAGAGAACCCAUACAGGAGUGAAACCCUAUGAAUGCACUGAAUGUGACAAAGCAUUCCGUUGGAAAUCACAGCUCAAUGCACAUCAGAAAACUCAUACAGGGGAGAAAUCAUAUAUAUGCAGUGAUUGUGGGAAAGGCUUCAUUCAGAAGGGCAAUCUCAUUGUACAUCAGCGAACUCAUACUGGAGAGAAACCUUAUAUUUGCAAUGAAUGUGGAAAAGGCUUCAUCCAAAAAGGCAAUCUCCUUAUACAUCAGCGUACUCAUACUGGAGAGAAACCCUAUGUAUGCAAUGAUUGUGGAAAAGGUUUCAGUCAGAAGACAUGCUUAAUAUCUCAUCAGAGAUUUCACACAGGAAAGACUCCCUUUGUAUGUACUGAGUGUGGAAAAUCCUGCUCACAUAAGUCUGGUCUCAUUAACCAUCAGAGAAUUCAUACAGGCGAGAAACCCUAUACAUGCAAUGACUGUGGGAAAGCUUUUAGAGAUAAGUCAUGCCUUAAUAGACAUCGGAGAACUCAUACAGGAGAGAGACCCUAUGGAUGCUCUUACUGUGGGAAAGCUUUCUCACACUUAUCAUGCCUUGUUUAUCAUAAAGGAAUGCUGCAUGCAAGAGAGAAAUGUGUAGCUUCAGUCAAGUUGGAAGUCUCAGAGAGUCACAGCUCAUCAUGUACAAGUGAUCUUAUUCAGGAUAAAAAUCCUGCUAACAUGGUGACUGCGCAGAUGCCUUCUGUGACUGCUCAGACUUCAUUAAAUAACAGUGAGUUCCAGACUGAUAGCAGUGUAGCCAUUGUGGGACAGCCAGUUGCCAGAUAUUUGCCCUCAGCAAACAACAGAAUUUGCACAGAGGAGAAAUCUUAUGAAUGCAUUGAAUGUGGUAGUGCUUUUAGUGAUCAAUUACAUCAUACUUUAUGUCACGAAAAACACACAGGAAAAAAUGUUGAUACAUUCAAGGUAGAAAACUUGUGAGUAAAACCUAGCUUAUGAUUAUGAGGCUAAUAAGCAUAUAAAAUGAGAGCAAAAUAGUGUGAAUGCAGAGACUGGAAAAGUCUUUAUGGGAAGAUAGACCCUAUCUAUCUAGAGUCUGUCUUCAGUGAUUAUAAUUACACAUCAUCAGUGAACUCAUAGUUGGUAGAAAUAUAAUGAUCAUGGAAAGGAAAAGUCUUUGCUGAGACAUACAAGACCUCAGUAGGUGUUAGAAAAUUGAUGCAGGAGACAAACUGUUGGAAGACUUGUAGGCCAUGAAUGUGGCAGGGUUGGCACUAGUACAUUCUGCCUCAUCAAGUGUGAGAUGAAAUCAUAUGGAAAUAAAACUGAAACACUAACAUCUUCAAACUAAGAGAGAACACAUGGAACAAGCCCUAUGACAGUGAAUGUGUUAAAGAUUUCUGCAUAAAUGUAACAUCAUUAUAUAGCAAGUAAUAAACAGGAAUUGUAUUGUAGGACAGUAUACCUUGAAUCAAACUCCUAGUUGGUAUGUAAUUGACUCCUUAGUUAAAAGGAGGUUGUCAACUGGGUGUAGCUGCUCAUGCCUGUAAUCCUAGUACUCUGAGAGGCCACGGUGGGUGAAUUGCUUGAACUCAGAAGUUUGAGACCAGCCUGAGCAAGAGGGAGACUCUGUCUCCACUAAAAAUAAACUAGCUGGGUGUUAUAGGGCAUGCCUGUAGUUCCAGCUGCUCAGGAGGCUGAGGCAAGAGGAUCUCUUCAGUCUAAGAGUUUGAGGUUUCUUUUUCUGUGAGCUAGACUGAGGCCAUGGCACUGUAGCCUGGAUGACAGUGAGACUCUGUUUCAAAAAAUAAUAAUAAGAGGUUGUCUGUGUUUCGUAUCAUUGGUUAAAUUUAUAACAUAAUGCACUCUUCCCCACUUUUGGCAUGAAUCUUCUACUUUCAGACAAGACCAUAUUAUGAUUAGCUCAUGUUUUGCUUUGAUUACUAAAUUUAUUAUUUUAGGCUCUGAAAUCCUUCAAAAGGAAACUAUGAAUAUAUUUAAUUCUGUAACAUAGCACAACAUGUUUUAAUGUGUUUGAACUUAAAAAUACUGCCCUAGAGGAAUGAAGUUCAAAGUUCAUGGAUAACCAAUCAGCUAUGCUGUUACCUUAUAAGUUAGUUUUCACCCUAAUCCCAUGGUUUGUUUUAUUGUUGGUAUACAUGACACUCAAAUGUUUUCCCUAAUUUAUUCCCUUUAUAAGAACUGUAGGUGAUGGCAUUGAUGAACAAAAUUUUGAGCCAGAACUUUUUAAAGCUAUAUUAUAUGCAUAUAGCAGUUUUACCUUCCAACAAAUGUAUAUACCUGUGUUAGUUGAAAGGGACAUACAGUAUGAGGAUCAAAGUGUCUGAUAAUUUCUUGUUAAAGGGACAUUAUUAUUUGGAGUGAGAAGGGGAAAAGACACAAUUUUACUUACAUAAAAUAGGAUAUGAAUACUUUUUUUAAAAUGUCCGUGUCUUAUCUCUACGCAGAUUUUAAAUUCCCUGAUAGUUUGUAGAUAAUUGUGUAUUCCCUAGCACAUAACAACAUAGAAAUCAAUUAUAUGUAGAUUUGGAAGGUGAAUGACAACGCAUGAUUGACCCAAUGGUUAGUCAGUCAAAAUCGUCUCUAUAGGAAAGGGGCUACACUACUGGAAAGAAAUUCUAACAAUUGGUAUUACUCUAAAAGCUUUUCUUAAAAAGUCCUAGACAAGGCCAGGUUUCACGAACCAGCACGAAGAGUAAUUGUACCAAAGUGGGAGUGGUGGGAAAAUGAAGAAAAUAAGACACAUAGAAGACAAAGAUCACACAAGAGAUCAGGAUGCAACUGGGAGGUCUGGCACAACUGAUGACUGCAGCCAGCACCUAACUGUGUGGACAGCUUUCUUUAUAUAGUAUCUAAACAAGUUUGCUUAUACUAACAAUGUUGCAAAUCAGCAGGGAAAGCCAGUGGGAAUAUUUUCAUCUUACAAGAUUAAGGGGAAGUAAUAAUAUCUGGGGUAAAGGUUAACCUUAAGGCCAGAAGGCUAUGUGCUUUAAAUAUAUAAAAGCUAUGUGACUUCUGGCAGAGAGAGCAAGGAGAAAGGACUAUUGCUGUUUUAAGAAGGGAGGAGAAGCAGUUGGAGGCUGUUCCUUGAACAAGCCUCCCAGGCUGUGGGGGGUCUUGCCACCUCAAAAUCCACAUCUCCCUUUUGAUUUCUUAGUGCCAAUUUGUGAACAAAUGAUUUUAGUUGGAAGAGUUGCUUGACUCUGACUCUGCAAAAGAAUAACAAGAAACAAUAGCUAUCAUAACUGUGAAAAGCUUUCCAGGGGUGACUGGCCACAACAUUGCACAGGAUCAGUUUCCUUCAUUGGUCAGUUUCUUCAGUUGUCCCCAUGUCAGAGGCUUCAUCUUCUUGGACAUCUUGGCUUGGCAGUAGAUCAUUUGGGGUAUCAAUCUCAGCUUCUUUAUUGGUGGCACUGGAAGGUCUUCUGGGUCCAUGUCUAAACCAUCAUUCAGGGAGCCAACAAGGGCUGUCAGCUGUUCUAGGAAACACACAAACAUGUCUUCUCCCACAUAUUAGACCAGGUUCAGGCCCUUGCCAACUACCAGAGGGUCCUUCCAUAGACUUCAGAAUGUUUAAAAGUAGGUGCAUUCCGAAAUUUCUCUACUGCUGUGUGCCCCUGGAUAUCAACAUUUAAAAAAUUUAAAAAGAGCAUGAGAAAGAAGAUUAUGAGGUGCAUUGGGGUAUACCUCUCCCAUUUAUAAUGUAUUCAGUUGAAGUUUAAGAGUACGGCACCGUUCUUUGAGAGUAAAGGCAGCCAGCAUUUCAUAAUAUGGAGAUAAAACCCAUUUUGGUGUUGUGCUCAAAUGUACUCAUUCUAAAGGACCCAAGAAGUCUCAAGAACAAAGCAGUAGGCAUAUGAGAAGUAGGAAAAAUUAGUAGAUACAGGAAAACAGGGUCAAUAUGAGUUGUGCUCUUUGCAACACAUGGUCAGCCUUGGUAAGAGCUUUUAUUGCAGUGGGUGUUGAGGAACAAGAAGAGGAAAAGGUUAGCUGGUCCUUUAAGAAUGUUAUAAGGGGGGUUUUAAGUCUACUGUGGUAAAUUUUGUUGUUGUUUCUGAGACAGUUUCACUAUGUCACCCUCAGUAGAGUGCCGUGGCAUUUCAGCUCACAGCAACCUCAAACUCUUGGGCUUAAGCGAUUCUUUUGCCUCAGCCUCCCAAAUAGCUGGGACUACAGGCACUUGCCACAAUGCCCAGCUAUUUUUUGUUGUUGUUGUUGUAGUUGUCACUGUUGUUUGGCAGGGCCAGGCUGGAUUCAAACCCACCAGCCCCAGUGUAUGUGGCUGGCACCCUAGCCACUGAGCUACAGGCGCUGAGCCUCCUGUAGUAAGUUUUGAUGAGGGAUGGAGCGGCUGUACAUAACCAAAGGUGGUCAGGGAGUCCUGUAAUUGGGUGAGAAUAAUGGUCAGAAUAAAAGAAUCAGGGUGGGUGGGCAAAAUGUCAUGUAUAUAAUGAAUAAUGUAAGCAGGAAAUUCUUCAGACCAUGUGCUUGAUUUUUCCUGGGGAGAGUCAGUACAUUUAUUUUAUCAUUCUGUUUUUUAUUUUAUUUUAUUAUUGGUUACAAAAUCUAAGACCAUAUACAAAAUGAGGAACAUAUUUAGAUACCUCUUUUGAAAGAAUGUUUUAGUCUUUUUUAACUCAGUUUUAAAAAAAACAGUAAUGCAAUCUUUAAACAUGAUUUUGAAAACUUAAAAGUGCAGCAGUAUACUUAGUUUCCUUUAUAUGAAAUGGUGCGAUUCUAAUUCAAAACUGAUAAGGUCAUAACAAAUUGUGUCCUUACUACUUGAUGCUAAAGUUCAUGUAUAUGUUAGUUUGCACUUAAAAUACAAGGAGAAAUGGGAAUUGUCACAGUAGAGGCCAAAUUUUAUUUUUAAAUUUUAUUUAUUUAUUUAUUUGCAGUUUUUGACAGGUUUGAACCCGCCACCUCUGGUAUAUGGGACUGGUGCCCUACUCCUUUGAGCCACAGGUGCCACCCUUUAAUUUUUUUUUUUUUUUUUUUUGAGACAGAGUUUCACUGUGUCACCCUUGGUAGAGUGCUGUUGUGUCACAGCUCACAGCAACCUCAAACUCUUGGGCUUAAGCCAUUCUCUUGCCUCAGCCUCCAAAGUAGCUGGGACUACAGGCACCUCCACAACGCCAGGCUAUUUUUUGUUGCAGUUGUCGUUUAGCAGGCCCUUCCAUAACCACUGAACUACAGGCGCCGAGCCCCAGUUUUAAUCUUAAUGUGUGCAAAUUUUAAAAUGUAACUGUCAGUUAAGUACAGAGAGUUCAAAAGAAACUAAGCAGAAAGGGGGUACAAUCAUAAUAUCAGGAAGAUUUGGACAUUAAGGGUUUCACUGAAGUUUGUGAUUUUAAUGAGCUUUGAUUUGUUAUUCUUACUUUUGGAGAAGUACAUAGUUUCAAAAUUUGAACAGGAUGCGGUUACCUUAUGAAGCUUGAACUCAAAAUAUGGAUAAAGAAAAAGAAGGCACGGCUAGAUGCAGUGGCUCAUGCCUGUACUCCUAGCACUCUGGGAGGCUGAAGCAGGUGGAUUGCCUUAGCUCAUAGAUUUGAGACCAGCCGGAACAAGAUUGAGACUUUUUCUCUAAAAAUAAAUAGCAGGGCAUUGUGGUGGGUGCCUGCAGUCCAGCUACUCAGGAGGCUUAAACCCAAGAGUUUGAGGUUGCUGUGAGCUAUGACGUCAUGGCACUCUGAGGGUGAUUGAUGAGACUCUGUAACCAGGCUUUCUCAUCCUGGAAAAGGAAAAAAUAGGUAAGGAAUGUUACACAUUCACUGGGAAAUUGGACAUGAAGUAUUCUGGUGAUUGUUAAGUUGGUGGGGGAGAGUACUUGUAAUUCCCAGUGAGAGUCCUCUAGUGUUGGAAGUUUUUCUGCAGGGUACAAUUUUAUUUAGGAUUGGUGUCAACUAAUUUGUUGACGCCAAUAAGCAUGAUCUGAAGAACUAAAAUCUGUAGCACCUCUAGGGUGAGGUGACAAAAUAGAAUCAGUGGGAUGAAAGGGAGAAGUAAAAGCUGAGCAAUUUUCAUAUCAGGAGAAAUGGCAACAAUGUUCUGAGUGGUAUGAGCCAUGACUUUAAUCUCUCCCAUAUAGUCAGAGUCAAUCACUCCUGGCAAAACAAAUCUUCCAUAGGCAUACUACUGCGCCCUAAAAGGAGACCAACUGUAUUGUUUGGAAGAGGUCCAAAUGUGCCAGAAGGAAUGGCUUGUGGACCCAUUUUAGGUGUUAAUAUGUAUCUGGUGGAGGGACUGAGGUCCAGUCCUGCACCGUCCUUGAUUACUCUGGACGGUUGGGAGAUUGCAGCGGAUCUGCUUGAGCUUGCAGGGGUGGCAGAAUUUGUUGUGGGUGAAAGAACAUUGUCCCUAUUGUUUGCCAGGGCUGGGGUUGGUGCCAUAGUCUGUUUCUUGAAAUGGAAUGUCCAUUAGCAUCAGAUUUACAUCUGCACUCACUAGUGCAGUGUUUGCCAUGAUGACACUGAGGGCACAAGGUUGAAAGGGCUUGAGCAGAGGCAUGGCGAAAAUUAGCUGAAGACUGAUUGGUAGCAGCUAUAGAAGCUGUUACUGGAUAAUUUUUAAUGAAAGAGUGGACUGCUCACAAAGAAACAGCCUCUGCUUUGAUGUUGACUAUUGCAUGGUUUAAAAUGGUGAUAUUUAGGUAUCAAAGCCUGCAUCUUUUAAAACCGUGGCCAUAGUCAGACCUUGGAUAUAAGAAGGUCCUAUGUCAGCACAAAUUCUAAUAUAAUCAGAAAAGUUUCCUUUCUUUCUGUACAGAGGAAGAGUGGAUUGACAAGCUGAAUUAGCAUUUUCAUGUUAGUUGUUUAACAGGAAUCAUCCCUACUUCAUCAAGGACAAGGUGACCAACUGCCUAUAAAAGGCAAGAGAUAAAAUCUUGUUAAGGUUCAUCAGGCCCCUGUCUAAUCUUACUUAAUUCUUUAGUUUUAAUGCUGGAGUUAGGCAACUUCCUCCAAGCUUGUAAUGCUAAUCGAGUAAUUUGUUGGUAGGCUUCAGGAGGAUAAUUUAAUUGAGCUGCCAUAGAGGCUUGAGGUACUUCUCCCAGAAGAACAUCUGCAGUUGAAAGGGAUAUUUUGUUGCUGAGUAUGUUCUGCCUGAUAUCCAGCAGGAUCAGCCCAGUCUGAUUUCCAUAAUAAGUAAUCACCACCAGAAAGACAUACUUUUGCAACAGACUUCCAAUCAUUAGGAGGGGAAGCAUUAUUAGACAAAAUAUCCACUAAGGCAAGAGUCAAUGGAGCAGUUGGACCACACUGUGCAAGCCUGUUUCAGUUCUCUGAGGGUUUUAAAAGAAAGGCUGAUGCUGGUGAGCUCCAUUGCCUUGUUGAUCAACAGUUUCAGUAACUGGAAAACAGGAAAAGUCAUCUAAAGAAUUUCUUUGUAUAUGAGCUUGUUCCAAGGUCAGUUGACUUGGAAUGUCUAGACAGAACAAAGGAGGAGGUGAUAGUAGAAAUUUAGAAAAGGGGGUGGGGGUCACAUGGCAGACUUAGAUGGAGGGGAGACAUGAAGUCCACCCAUAACCAAUAGCCCAGAGGGAUCAGGGUCUUCAUCUGAAACAGAAGAGGAAUGCUCCUCUUCAUACUUUUGUUCUUCAUUCUGCAAUUCUUGUUGACAUUCAAAGGGAAGGGGUUUAUCAUACUAAGGUCUUUCUGCCAGAGUAGAAGGGGAAACACUUACCAUGUGAAAAGGAGGACCCUUCUGUUCAUAAUUCAGAUCAAAUCGUCCGUGCGUGACUAGUCCCCAAAGUGAGAAAGCAUCAAUAGGAACAUUAGAAGGUCUGUUGGCUGUAUAAGAACACAGUUUCUCCCCUACUCUGUGCCAGGUAGUGGUAUUAGCAGUGCCUUCCUCAGGGAACCAAGGACAAACUUCUUGAAUAAAGUGAAGAAACCAUCUAUUUGGGUGACAUGAAUAUGCCAGCCACAGGUUUUUAACAUAGACUUAAGCAUUAGAAUGAAGAGUUCUUGCUCCUUUGAGCCUGUUUCAUAAUUUGUUACUCCUGAUGAUGAUUUCCCCCGAAAACAAAUUUACUUACAAAUUGUGCAGUUUCACUUUCCUUCUCACAGGGGAUUCCCUCACCUGUGUGCACCUACUAUCCCAUACUUUGGUCCCUGGUCAGGUGCCACCUUUUGUGAACCAGCGUGAAGAGUAAAUGUACCAAAGUGGGAAUGGUGGGGAAUGAAGAAAAUAAGACACAUAAAAGACAGGUCACACAGGAGAUCAGGAUGCGAUUGGGAGGUCUGGCACAGCUGAUGACUGCAGCCAGCACCUAACUGUGUGGACAGCUUGCUUUAUAUAGUAUCUAAACAAGUUUGCUUAUACUAACAUUGUAAAUCAGCAGGGAAAGCGAGUGGGAAUAUUUUCAUCUUACAAGGUUGAGGGGAAGUGAUAGUACGUGGGAUAAAGAUUAACUUCAAGGACAGAAGGGUAUGUGCUUUUAGGCAAAAGAUAGAAAACUAUACAGAAGCUAUGUGACUUCUGGCAGUGGGAGCAAAGAAAAACGAGUAUUGCUGUUUUAAGAAGGGAGAAGCAGUUGGAGGCUGUUCCUUGAACACACCUCCAGGGCUGUGGGGGUCUUGCCAUCUCACAAUCCACACUCUGGGCUGUAGGAGUCUUGCCACCUCACAAUCCACACUACACAGCCAGGCAAGGUGGCUCAUGCCUGUAAUCCUAGCACUCUGGGAGGCCAAGAUGGGUAGAUAGCUUGAGCUCCCAAGUUCAAGACCAGCCUGAGCAAGAAUGCAACCCU
Messenger RNA from Nycticebus coucang (slow loris), 10349 nucleotides. It is a transcript of the gene ZNF613, whose product is annotated as zinc finger protein 613. The transcript has 6 exons. Gene Ontology annotation, molecular function: DNA-binding transcription repressor activity, RNA polymerase II-specific. Gene Ontology annotation, biological process: negative regulation of transcription by RNA polymerase II. NCBI's taxonomy places the organism in Eukaryota, Metazoa, Chordata, Mammalia, Primates, Lorisidae. The record is from RefSeq and is a predicted model, not a curated record. The coding region runs from base 605 to 2560 and encodes 651 amino acids.